CUUUUCUUGCUCGUUAAUCCCCCUUUCAAAUUCUCUCUUCUCUCUACGUUUUGCUGAUAAUUCCAGAUUUUCCCUAUUCAAAUUGUUUAAUUUGUAUCCAUUAAUUUGCUGUGAUUUUGGGUUUUGGUGAUUUCUGCUUGAUAAAUGAUGAUGGAUAUACCAAUUGACAUAAUGGGUGGAAGCUCGAUUGAGGAUGAUUGGGACUUUCCUUCCCUAUCAAACGGGGCUCGGACUAUUGUUUUGGUUGGACGUACAGGUAAUGGAAAAAGUGCCACUGGAAAUAGCAUCCUUGGAAGAAAGGCAUACGAAUCUAGACGCAGCUCAUCUGGAAUUACAAGCACCUCUGAACUUCAAACUACCAUGCUUAAAGAUGGUCAAGUUAUCAAUGUAAUUGACACACCUGGGCUAUUUGACUCUUCUGUUGGACAUGAAUGUAUUGGCAAAGAGAUCGUGAAAUGUAUUGAUUUGGCUAAGGAUGGUGUACAUGCUAUACUUGUCGUGUUCUCUGUGAGGACACGUUUCUCUGCGGAAGAGGAAACAGCACUGCAAAGCUUGCGAGAAUUCUUUGGACCCAAAGUUACUGAUUACAUGAUAGUAGUGUUUACGGGAGGUGAUGAUCUUGAAGAUGAUGGUGAAACUCUUGAACAAUAUUUGGGCCGUCAGUGUCCAGAGCCUCUGAAGAAUAUUCUUAAAAUUUGUAAGGACCGCUGUGCUCUUUUUGAUAACAAAACAAAAGAUAUAACAAAAAAGGAGGAGCAAGUGCAGAAGCUUCUUCAGCUAGUUGACAAGGUCUCAGAAGAGAAUGGAGGAAAACCUUACACGAAUGAUAUAUUUAAGGAACUGAAGAAAGGAGCAAUGAAGUUCCGUCGCCAAGAAAAAGAUGUUGAUUCUUUACAAGGUUAUGACAAGGGAGAGAUAUCAGCAUUGAAAGAGCAGAUGCAUAAAACAUACGAGGAACAACUCAAGCGGAUCACUGAGAUGGUUGAAGUGAAGCUGAAAGCGACAACUGAAAGACUUGAAAAACAGUUGGCCCAGGAGCAUGCUGCAAGGUUGAAAGCUGAAGAGUCGGCCCUUGACGCGCAGGCAAAAUCAAAUGAUGAGAUUCGCAUACUCCGGGAGAACUUAGAAAAGGCAAUGAAGGAGACAGAAGAGCUCCGGAAAAAUAAGUGUGCCAUUCUUUGAUUCAUAUGGCUUUUCACUAUUUAAGAUAUAACUAUGGAUUUUCGCUUGUAUAUAAAUUUAUAUUCUUAUCAUGGUUGAUCAAGUAUUAGUGUUUGGUAUUGAGCGAA
Spinacia oleracea (spinach) is the source of this 1289-nucleotide messenger RNA. Its product is annotated as immune-associated nucleotide-binding protein 9. The record is from RefSeq and is a predicted model, not a curated record. Lineage: Eukaryota; Viridiplantae; Streptophyta; Magnoliopsida; Caryophyllales; Amaranthaceae. Gene Ontology annotation, molecular function: GTP binding. The transcript is spliced from 6 exons. Bases 145 to 1182 code for a protein of 345 amino acids.